Molecule: messenger RNA, 2655 nt
Organism: Talpa occidentalis (Iberian mole)
Lineage: Eukaryota; Metazoa; Chordata; Mammalia; Eulipotyphla; Talpidae
Gene: CSNK2A1
Product: casein kinase 2 alpha 1
Exons: 13
Coding region: 235-1410 (391 amino acids)
Biological process (GO): protein phosphorylation
Cellular component (GO): protein kinase CK2 complex; nucleus; cytosol
Molecular function (GO): ATP binding; protein serine/threonine kinase activity
Source: RefSeq, a predicted model, not a curated record
CCAGCCUCGCUCUGGUCCCUGCGGCUGGCGGCCGAGCCGUGUGUCUCCUCCUCCGCCGCCGCCAUAUUGUCUGUGUGAGGAGAGGGGAGAGCGGCCGCUGCCGCUGCCGCUUCCACCACAGUUUGAAGAAAACAGGUCUGAAAGGAGGUCUUACCCUCCUCCCCCCGCCUCUUUACAAAGUGAUUGCCAGAUCUCCAAACAUCAAAUCCAGCUUUGUCUGCCAACCUGUCUGACAUGUCGGGACCCGUGCCAAGCAGGGCCAGAGUUUACACAGAUGUUAAUACACACAGACCCCGAGAGUACUGGGAUUACGAGUCACAUGUGGUGGAAUGGGGAAAUCAAGAUGACUACCAGUUGGUUCGAAAAUUAGGCCGGGGUAAAUACAGUGAAGUAUUUGAAGCCAUCAACAUCACAAAUAAUGAAAAAGUUUUUGUUAAAAUUCUCAAGCCAGUAAAGAAGAAGAAAAUCAAGCGUGAAAUAAAGAUUUUGGAGAAUUUGCGAGGUGGUCCCAACAUCAUCACAUUGGCAGACAUUGUAAAAGACCCUGUGUCACGAACCCCUGCCUUGGUCUUUGAACAUGUAAACAACACAGAUUUCAAGCAAUUGUACCAGACAUUAACGGACUAUGAUAUUCGAUUUUACAUGUAUGAGAUUCUGAAGGCGUUGGAUUAUUGUCAUAGUAUGGGCAUUAUGCACAGAGAUGUGAAGCCUCAUAAUGUCAUGAUUGAUCAUGAGCACAGAAAGCUACGGCUAAUAGACUGGGGUUUGGCCGAGUUUUACCAUCCUGGCCAAGAAUAUAAUGUCCGAGUUGCUUCCCGAUACUUCAAAGGUCCUGAGCUGCUUGUAGACUAUCAGAUGUACGAUUAUAGUUUGGAUAUGUGGAGCUUGGGUUGUAUGCUGGCAAGUAUGAUCUUUCGGAAGGAGCCAUUUUUCCAUGGACAUGAUAAUUAUGAUCAGUUGGUGAGGAUAGCCAAAGUUCUGGGGACAGAAGAUUUAUAUGACUAUAUUGACAAAUACAACAUUGAAUUAGAUCCACGUUUCAAUGAUAUCUUGGGCAGACACUCCCGUAAGCGAUGGGAACGCUUUGUCCACAGUGAAAACCAGCACCUUGUCAGCCCAGAGGCCUUGGAUUUCCUGGACAAGCUGCUGCGAUAUGACCACCAGUCACGGCUUACCGCAAGAGAGGCCAUGGAGCACCCCUAUUUCUACACUGUUGUGAAAGACCAGGCUCGAAUGGGUUCAUCUAACAUGCCAGGGGGCAGUACGCCUGUCAGCAGCGCCAAUAUGAUGUCAGGGAUUUCUUCAGUGCCAACCCCUUCACCCCUCGGACCUCUGGCAGGCUCACCAGUGAUUGCUGCUGCCAACCCCCUUGGGAUGCCUGUUCCAGCUACCGCUGGCGCUCAGCAGUAAUGGCCCCUUCUGUCUCCUGAUGCCUGAGCAGAGGUGGGGGAGUCCACUCUCUCCUUGAUGCAGCUUGCGCCUGGCGGGGAGGGGUGAAAUACUUCAGAAGCACCGUGUCUGAACCGUUGCUUGUGGAUUUAUAGUAGUACAGUCAUAAAAAAAAAAAAUUAUAAUAGGCUGAUUUUCUUUUUCUUUUCUUUUUUUUUUUUUAAACUCGAACUUUUCAUAACUCAGGGGAGUCCCUGAAAAAUUACUUGCAGGUGGAAUAUUUCACGGACAAAUUUUUUUCUCCCCUUCCAAAUUCAGUUCCUCAUCACUGAAGAACAAAGAUAAACCAGCCUCAAUCCCAGCUGCUGCGUUUGGGUGGAGAUUUCUUCCCAUGCCCACCAUUGCUCCCCCAUCAUCCCACACUUGGGGAGUUUGUAUCUCAUGCUUUUCUCCAGAGAUUACAAAAAUGUAGCUUCUCAAGGGCAAUGGGAAGGAAGGAGAAAGGAAGGACCCAAUAGUGUACUGCUCGUCACUUAUAUCACUUUACUACAGAAGUGCUUCAGUGGGUUUAUCCUGGUGAAUCUAGUGGAAAUAUGUCUUAGUAAACACUGAGAUACUGAAAGUCUACCCAAAAGUGCAGACAGGUCCUAAAAACUCGUGUUCGGUAUGAAUCAUGUCUUAUUGACCUAAUUCUCAGUCCAGCUCACUUAAGAUUUUAGUUUCCAUUUAAUCUAAAACUUUAACAACGUCCUUCCCCAACUUCUUGGUCCUCUCCCCUUUCAUCUCCUGAUAAGCUCCUCAGCAGAUAGGAGAGGGAAGGCAAAACCUUUUCCAGUUUUUUUCAACUUGGCCAUUUUGAGUUCAGUUAUUUACUGGGUAUAACCUAAUACUUUUUACAGGAGAAGGAAACAUUGUAGAGGUUUCAUGAGCGCAAUUCUUUAAGAGCUAAUGGGAGAUGUGGCCACAUUGAGUUUCAUUUAAGCUUUCUACAGUCUUUUCCUCCUGCCUUCCCCUUCCCUCACAUACCAUCCUGUGAGAAGACCUGCCCCAUGGUCUUGUAAAUGUGUCUGAGAGGUAGAAGCAGAGCCACUAUCUCCAGUGAAACUGAAAUGGUAGACCUGUAAUUGUGGGAAAAUGAUAAACUCUCUUGUUACAGCCCUGCCACCCCUUGCUGUGUGUACAUAUAUAAUACUUUUGUCCUUCAUAUGUGAAAGAUCCAGUGUUGGAAUUCUUUGGUGUAAAUAAACGUUUGGUUUUAUUUAUCAA